GGGGCGGAGUAUGAACGGCAGGUUCCAGCUGCGGCCGGGUGGGGAGCUGGGCCUCAGGCUUCUCCGCUGUCGCCGUAGCGCCGUCUGCCGCCACUUCUCACGCGCGGGAUGCUGCUGCUGGCGCUGGGCAGCUCGUGGGCGGCCGGACUUCGGCUCGGAGGGAAGAGGACGGUGCCGUGGGCGGUCGCCGCGCGGCUGGCCUCCUGUAGUGGCUCCUCGGGGCUGGUUGGCUGCGGAAGCGUGGGGCUGCGGGGAGCCUCGCCGCUUCUCGGGCGUCGGGUGCGAACGCAGAUACCUCUUUGUUGGGAAAGAUGGGUUCAGUGCUUACAUACACAGCUUGAAAAAUCAGAAGAUGGAAGGCUGAUUUAUACUGGGAAUCUGGCGAGAACAGUAUUUGGUGUGAAAUGUUUCUCUUAUUCGACAAGUGUCAUCAGCCUUGCAUUACUACCAUACAUUUUUGCACAAAACAGUAUUAUAUUUGGAAGUCUGCCUUUGCAAAUAUUAUUUUAUGGCAUCAUAGGGAGCUUUACUGUGAUCACUCCAGCACUGCUUCACUUUGUUACAAAAGGCUAUGUCGUUCGGCUGUACCAUGAAGCUACAACAGACACUUAUAAAGCCAUUACUUACAAUGUUGUGCUUCUAGAAACGAGUACAGUGUUUCACCAGAAUGACGUGAAGAUUCCAGACAGCGCACAUGUGUUUACCACAUUUUAUGCUAAAACGAAAUCACUGUUAGUUAAUCCAGGGCUCUUUCCAAACCCUGACGAUUAUAACCAUCUAAUGGGUUAUGACAAACCAUUCACUUUUGAUAUGGAAGAAGACAGUGAGAAAAAACAGGUUAAAGAUGAGAAAUGAGUCUAUUGUUUUUUAGGUUUGUGCUUAAAUGUGAUUUAUGUUCCAAUGUAUAAUAAUGAAAUUGCCUUUACUUUUGUUUUCUGUUAGUGACUGAUUAAAAAUAAUUUGAAACUGUA
Zalophus californianus (California sea lion) is the source of this 971-nucleotide messenger RNA. RefSeq names its product transmembrane protein 70 (gene TMEM70). The transcript has 3 exons. Gene Ontology annotation, cellular component: mitochondrial membrane. Gene Ontology annotation, biological process: mitochondrial proton-transporting ATP synthase complex assembly. NCBI's taxonomy places the organism in Eukaryota, Metazoa, Chordata, Mammalia, Carnivora, Otariidae. The record is from RefSeq and is a predicted model, not a curated record. Bases 109 to 855 code for a protein of 248 amino acids.